Liolophura sinensis is the source of this 3512-nucleotide messenger RNA. Its product is annotated as protein CASC3-like. The transcript has 13 exons. The record is from RefSeq and is a predicted model, not a curated record. Gene Ontology annotation, cellular component: exon-exon junction complex. NCBI's taxonomy places the organism in Eukaryota, Metazoa, Mollusca, Polyplacophora, Chitonida, Chitonidae. The coding region runs from base 1 to 2922 and encodes 973 amino acids. Gene Ontology annotation, biological process: mRNA processing. Gene Ontology annotation, molecular function: mRNA binding.
AUGGCGGACAGACGUCGACCCGUGCCAGCUAGGGAGUCGGAAUGUGAAAGUGAAGGAAAUCCUAAUGAAGAUUUGUCUGAAUAUGAAAGUGCCAAUGAAGAAAGUAAAGAUGGAGAGCUCGGAGAAGGUGAGGAAGAAGAAGACGACGACAGCGAAGAGACGGACAGUGAAGAAGGGGAGACAAGCGAUGACGACGAUGAUGAAGACGGAGAGUACAGUGAGGAUGUGGUAGUGGAGGGGGAAUACGAGGAUGGCUGGGUAGAGGAGGAGAGACAGAGUGGGGAUGGACAGGAACAGCCAGAAGCUAGUACAGAUGACCUGGACGAUGAUGAAGAUAAGAAAAACCCUGCCUAUGUACCCAGAAAAGGAGCAUUCUACGAACAUGACUUGCGAAUAGAUGAGUCUGGGGAACUUAAAGAAGAAAGACCCAAGAAGAAACUAUGGAAGGAUGAUGGGAAAUGGUUACAUGAUCGUUACAGCGAGACUCAGCAGGCACCGAAAUCUCGCGAGGAACUGAUCGCCCUGUACGGUUAUGACAUCCGAGCUCACGACAAACCUCCAGACCGAGCACCCAGGAUGAACAGGAGACGAGAGGGCAACCCUCGUGAUAGGAAACGACUCGGAGAUUUCAUCUCUGACCGACCCCGACAGAAAACUGACACUCCUCCGAGAUACUCCAACAAUCGUAACCGGGAGUCCCACGACAACGAAGAUGACCGGUCUCAGUAUGACAACAACCGAUCGCAGUAUGACAACAACAGCCAGAGGAAUUCCUCCUACCAGAAUAGGAAGAAUUCGUACAAUGAGGAAAGACGCGGCCAGAGCUAUCAGAACCUGAAGGACAAGGGUCCCAGAGAUUACCAUGCUGAGAGGUAUGAUCAGCAGAAAUCGUACGACUAUCGAGAAGGUAGACAAGACAACAGGGCGCGCCAGGAGCAACAUGGUCAGCAAGAUGUCCGUUAUCAGAACAGAUCUGAGUUGCGACAGUAUGAAGAUUCUAAUAGGAGGUCACACGAUAAUGAUUAUCGUGAACCUAAAGGACGCUCUGAUCGUGAUCAUAAGGGGCCGCCCGAUCAUGACCAUAGGGGGCCUGGUGAACGUGACCAUAGGGGACCUGGUGAGCGUGAUCAUAGGGGGCCUAGUGAGCGUGAUCAUAGGGGGCCAUCUGAUCGAGACUACAGAGGGCCUGCAAGAAAUCAAGGUGGUAAGGGGCCACGGUUACAGCGUGGAGGUCACAACAAUUCCGCAGAAAUGCGCAACAGUAACAGAGGAAAUAAUGGUGACGUGCGAAACAGCAGGCCAAACUUUUCAGAGCGUGGUAGUGACUCACAAGGUAGACAGUAUACAAAUUCUGGGUAUCAAGGGUCCAGAGGGGCAGAUAACUCUGCCGAGGUGAAGACAGAUGAACCGGACACCACGGAAACCAUUCAGAUCAACGUCGUGAACAAAAAUGCUCUGAUCGACAAAAAAUCGUACUCUCGAGAGCGGCGAGGGAAGUUUGUCGGACGAACACGGUUGCAGGAGAACACUGGCUUCAGCAUGGACCAGUCAUUAGCUAAAGAUGACAGAGGACUGCCUCCACGACAAGCUCCACCCAGCCAGGUCAACCCUAGAGAUCAAAAGUCAGCACACUCCCCUAACCUGCCCACAUCCCCUACAGCAGCUUCACCCCACCAGGAGCAGAAACCCUUCCCACCCCAACCUAUCAUUAAACAGGAGGCUGGCCAGAAUCGUCCCAAGAGGUACUCAAGUCAGAGGCAGCGCAGUUUGCCCGAGCCCCAGUAUCCGGAACAAGCGGCGUCUCCUGUUGAAAACCAGGGCUACUUUAAUCAAGGUUUCCGCCCCCAGGCUCCUAUCUUCAGACCAGAACAGCCAGGUCCCGCUGCACCCCGACCCCGACAGGAAGCACCCUUCCCCCCUACAGCUAUGCUACCCCCACAACUCCAUUACCCAGUGCCUGUGUCUUCAGCAGGACUGUCUAGUCCACCACGCCUCUUUGCUGGGGGUCCCCCUGUGUCUCUAGCGGCGGGGCAGCAGCUUAUUGCGUCACCCUACAUGCCCACAGGGAUGAUGUACGGUGCCCCACCACCCUACAGGAUGCCCGCCCCAGUACCUGUACAGAACUUCCCCACCCCUCCCCCAGUCACGGUGCAGGUGCCACAACCGGUCCAGCUACAGCCAACACAACCCUCCCCAGCAGAGGUGUACCGAGGGGGGACCACGUACUAUGCCCCACAGCUGCAACAGUCAAACCCUAACAGAUCCCCAGUGCGGCGCCCCAAGCUAGCUAUUCCUAUCGUCAGACCAGAGGAAACUCAAGGAGAUAAUUUAAGUCCGAGCUACUACCAAGGAGAGCAAGAUUCUGGAGAAUAUCUUAUCAUGGACGACGAUCCUGCAUAUCCCACAAUGCAUCAGGAGCAUCACUAUGAAGACACAGACAUGGUGCCCUAUCCAGUUAAAUCUGAUGGACAUGAUGCUAAGCCAUCUCCGCAUGGCAAUUCUAGGAUAGUUGAUAAUUCUAGCUAUCCCUCAAUGCCUGAGGAACCUCCACCAGAAAGCAAAAGUCGGCCAAUGCAUCCCACAGUGCCGCUGGAGUCGAUACAACAGACUGGUGCCUCGGCUGGUGACACGCAAUCGAACGUUAAACUAGAACCUGUCACUAAAGAAGAAAGUGCACCUGUUGAGAGUUCCUAUCCUGACAUAGCAGCAGGGGGAGAUAACCAGCGUAGUGGACAGAAGGUCAGUGGUGGAGAAAGUGAUACAAGGGAAGUAAGCCUGGAUUCCAUGAGUGCUGCUGUGAAGGAGAUUGAACAUGAAACUGAAAAGGGACUUGACAUAGAAUCAUCUGUGAAUGUAGAAAAUGUGUCUUCAGACAGUGCAGAGCCUGAAGGUAAAUUAGUAGUGAAAAGUGAAACCACAUAGCAAUGGUUGACAGGAAAAUAAAAGUGAACGGUUAUGGCAGAAACCAAAAGUGAAAGAACAUGCCUGUCAGCUGUUGAGGCUUUCUACUCAUGUAUUCUUGGUAUUGUGUUAGUCCACAUGUUAUCAAUGUGACGAACAUACAAUAUAGCCACAAAACAGGUGAAAAGAUAAAAUGAAAACAAGGUGCAUUGACUAAGUUUUACUCUUUGAUCAUAAUGUCUUUCUUUCUACGUGAUACAGUUCUUCAAUGUGGUGUUGCUUUUUGUUCAGACCUUUUUGAAUCAUAUUUGCAUGUGUUUUCUCUUCAUUAACCUGCCUGAUUCAGAUUGCAUUACAUUUGUGUGAGAAGUAAUAAAAAUUCACUAGGCAUGACCCCCAUACUCCCUUAUUUAUACUUCAUAGCCUUGUCCAUUUUUGGUGUAAGCUUAGUUAAAUGAUUCCAGAGGGUGGAACCAUUCCCUUUAAAGGUGUGACAGGAUAUAUAACUUAUUGUUGUUGUCGUACAGUGGAGUGAGUUGUUAGACUGUAAAAAAAUGUUUGUUUCUCUGUACAUAUUCAUAUAUCUCUGUACAUAUACAUAUGCAUAUAUA